Messenger RNA from Echinostoma caproni, 1629 nucleotides. Lineage: Eukaryota; Metazoa; Platyhelminthes; Trematoda; Plagiorchiida; Echinostomatidae. The record is from the annotation of a GenBank genome assembly.
AAAUCGCUUGUACUACCCGGCUGUCAACAAGAAUUGCCCACUUGUAUUGACUCAUCGACAGAUGAACCCGCCUCGGGGCCCAUGCAUGCCCAACCGCCCAAUCUGCGCCGUGGACGAAGUAUGUCCAAUGCGCGGUUUGAAGAGAAACAGAUUGCCGGUGUUCUGCCCACCUCGACCACUGGCCCGGGCGAUCAUACUCGACAACCCGUCAGUCGUCCGUACUCAAAUCCCACGUUACAGGAGCAUGUUCCAUCGUCCAGCUCGUUAUCGGGUAUCUCUGCCGACAGUCCGGGUGAAGAAGGCUCUUCCUCGGCUUCAGAUCCAGCUCUAGUAGGGCAACCGAAUGUGAGUCAUGCUCAGUUGAUUUCACAACAGAACUAUCUACAACAACAACAGCAACAACACAUGCUUGCUCAACAUUCACAAGCCCAACGCGAUUAUGAGCAGCAGCAGCAGCAACAACAACAACAACAACAGCAAUACCAUCAACUCCAAGCUGCUCAAUCACGUUUAGCAGCUGGAAUGGGUCCUCCCUACGGGACACGUCAUCCCCAAUUUCGUCCCAUGACUCCAACCGGGGCUUACUACGCCACGGAUGGGUCUAUGACAGGCACGUUGACUGGCUUCAGUCGAGCUCAAUUCCUUGUUUCUCCAGCUCCGUCGCCCACGCCGAGCAAAAAGAAAUCACGUAUGCUAUCCGGUACAUUGGGUCGCUUUUUCAAACGAAAUCAGUCAAAUGUAACUGGGGAUAUGCCUGCGGUACCGAUUCCCUCCUUCUCUCCUAGUCUAAAUCCGAACCCGUACCAAUCACGUCCACCAGGCACAGGUGCCUACGGAUCCCCAUCCCGAAUUGGGACCCCGAUGGGACAACUGAGACAUCCGCUUGGUCCGGGAGUUGGACUACCACCACAUGCACUUCGUCCGCAAAUGCAGGUGACCGGAGCGCAGCGCUACUCCCCCAUGACCCAACAGCAGCUAUUCCAACAACAACCACAACAACAACGCAUGUUGCAGCAACAGCAACAAUUCCAACAAUUGGGUCAACAACGCCCUUCCCAAAUGGGAAUGCAGUACGCUCCCGAUGACAGCGGUAGCAGUGCAUCCAGUCAACAAGGUGGCUCCAUUUCUCCGUAUCCGUCAGUUUCAUCAAAUGCCGGGAGUUCCAUGGCUCCCGCGGAUAACGGUAUGAGUUCCGCCCAGUCCGGUCUGACAAGUCCUGCACUCCUUAUGGAUCAUACUAACGGAACGAAUAUGAUGGGCCCGACCGGAUCGAAUUUACCCACACCAAUCCCUGAAGAACGACGGAGAUGGAAGAAGGAGGAAUUGCUCGAAGGUGCUAUGAUGGCCAGAUUACCGUUUGCUCAGUGGAACGGUCCAACCGUGGUUGCUUGGCUAGAGGAGAUUCAACGUGAGAUUGGAAUCAGCAAUCCUUUACAUCGGCUCAAAUUGCGUCUGGCCAUUCAGGAAAUGUUGGCUCUCACUUCUCCCACCCCGAUGCCAAAACCGAGUACAAGAAAAAAACGCCGCGAAUGUGAUUGUAUGAAAACGGUAGCUACUAAUUGUGAUAAACAGCGCGGUGUGUUCUCAGGCCUCCUGGCCACACCGACCACUGCUAAACAUGCAUACUAG